Messenger RNA from Synchiropus splendidus (mandarinfish), 1497 nucleotides. It is a transcript of the gene mtpn, whose product is annotated as myotrophin. Gene Ontology annotation, cellular component: cytoplasm; nucleus. Lineage: Eukaryota; Metazoa; Chordata; Actinopteri; Syngnathiformes; Callionymidae. The record is from RefSeq and is a predicted model, not a curated record. Gene Ontology annotation, molecular function: protein binding. Gene Ontology annotation, biological process: regulation of barbed-end actin filament capping. The transcript has 4 exons. The coding region runs from base 253 to 606 and encodes 117 amino acids.
GGAAAUAGUUGCUGUGAAAGAGGCGGAUCCCCCUGACAGUUGCCUUUUUUCCCCCCAGUUGAUUUUGCAGUUUCUGCUGUUUCCCCUCUCCUCAACGCCCCAGUUCCGAUCGAAAGGAGACGCAUAUUUCUGCAAGCCGUUGUCCGCGCGACAGCUACAACCGCCCCGUGGUCCGUACCGGAAGUUUGAAGCCCUGGUGUCUAACUUGACAGCUCAACAGAGUCCAACUUCCCGGAGUCAAUUCAGGUGAAAAUGGCAGACAAAGAGCUAAUUUGGGCGUUGAAGACUGGCGACUUGGACGAGGUGAAGACCAAACUGACGGCUGAAGAUAUCAAUCGCACCCUGGAGGGUGGGAGGAAGCCCCUUCAUUAUGCUGCUGAUUUUGGCCACAAUGAUAUUAUUGACUUCCUUAUUUCAAUGGGGGCUGACAUCGACGUUCCAGACAAGCACGGAUUUACCCCACUGAUCACUGCUUGCUUCGAGGGUCACGUCGCCAGUGUCAAGGCCCUGCUAGAAAAGGGAGCUGACAAAAACCAAACAACACCAGACGGCUUGACUGCCUUUGAAGCUGCUGAGAGCGAGGCCAUAAAGGCUCUGCUGAAGUGAGGGGUGGCGCUGCAGCAGCGGGCAGAACAAGCCUGUGGGUGGCGGGGCCAGAUGGAGGCGGCGCUCCCUUCGACGGUAGAUGGACACGUCCCUUUCCCUGAUCAACUUCUAUCUUCACACUGCUUUUGUCUGUUGGCUGGAGAAUUUUGUUUUAACAGUCAGGAUUGUUCCUUAACCCUCCCCCCACCCCGUCCUCUCAGACUCCAAUUUGACCAAAGUCUAGCACUUAACUCCAUUUCCAAGGGUGUUUGAUCAACGCUUACGUACUAUUUACAAGUCAAAUCUCAACUCCUGAGGUCAGAAGUAAACGAUGGCGCUGUGCUUCACUCGAUACACUGAUGGUGGUCGUCCUCGCUCUCUGCUCUUUUGUAUUUUAUAUGAAUAGACACAACUGGUGUCAAACAAAUUCAUCCGAGGUCAAAGCUCCCCUUUUCUACUUGGUCCUGAAACACAUAUCAACGAUGGUCUUGGAAAUGCCCCAAUACUACAAGGGUGGAUCACUGGCCGAGCUGGCUGAGAGCAGUUGACUUAAAAUACUUUACUUGCACCUGACUGGAGGUAAUGUGCGAUCACAGUAAAACAAUAUAUAUAUAUAUCAUGACAAAAUCAACAAGGAGAUUGACACUUGAUUUUGCGGUUUAUUUUUUCCUGAAAAAGAAAAUGGGCAUUCAGACUUCAGAAUUUUGACGAAAUACUGUUGGAACUUGAGUUGCUUUCGGUAGAGAAGCCCACCUGAUGUUGUGCAUGUCAAAAGCUUCCGCUCUAACGCUGUCCUCCCAGUUACUUUACAACGGAUUACAACAAUGUCAUGGACAUUACAACGCUCUCGCUGACUAAUUGUGACAAAAAGUCUGUAAAAACAUAAAUAAAAAGGAUCUUUAAAAAACGGUU